This is a messenger RNA of Phlebotomus papatasi, 1353 nucleotides long. RefSeq names its product retinol dehydrogenase 13-like. The record is from RefSeq and is a predicted model, not a curated record. Lineage: Eukaryota; Metazoa; Arthropoda; Insecta; Diptera; Psychodidae. The coding region runs from base 153 to 1175 and encodes 340 amino acids. The transcript is spliced from 5 exons.
UUUGUUUGACAACUGAGCAGUGUGAAGUUUGCUGCAGGACAGGUGGUUGCUCCCAGCCGGUUUUUUUCCUGCCACGAGAGAUUUCCUACUUUUCUCCCAGGAGAUUAUUGAUAAACAGCAAGUGUUGGGAAAGGAUUUGGGUAUUAGAAAUCAUGGCUUUUGCUUUUCUUCAGAACACGAAGGUUGUUGCUGUUAGUGCAGUUGGUACAAUAGUUGGACUGACACUGAUGCUAAAGGAUUAUAUGCAGGGAGGAAGAUUCAAAAAUCCCGUAAUGGCAGAAGGGAAAGUCGUGGUUAUCACAGGAGCAAAUACAGGAAUUGGCAAGGAGACUGCUCUAGAAUUGGCCAAGAGGAAAGCACACGUCUACAUGGCAUGUAGAGACAUGGAGAAGUGUGAACAAGCUCGAACGGAAAUUGUUCUAGAGUCAAAGAAUAAAUACGUGUACUGCAGAGAAUGCGAUUUGUCCUCAUUUGACUCAAUCCGGAAGUUUGUAGUCAACUUCCAGCAUGAAAGAGAUAGACUAGACAUCCUCAUAAACAAUGCCGGUGUCAUGAGGUGCCCUAGAACUGUGACAAAAGAAGGCAUAGAGAUGCAAUUCGGAGUCAAUCACAUAGGACAUUUCCUGCUGACAAAUCUUCUACUGGACACCCUUAAGGCAUCAGCUCCCAGUCGAAUAGUGGUAGUAUCGAGCUUGGCACAUGUUCGUGGAGAGAUCAACAUCACAGACCUCAAUAGUGAGAAGAAUUACGAGCGAGGGAAGGCCUACAAUCAGAGCAAAUUGGCUAAUGUUCUCUUUACGCGGGAAUUGGCCAAGAAGCUUCAAGGAACUGGAGUUACCGUGAAUGCUUUGCAUCCUGGAGUAGUUGAUACAGAACUCAUGAGGCACAUGAGCCUCUUUACGAGCUUUUUUUCAGGGUUGAUAGUUAAGCCUCUUAUGUGGCCUUUCUUCAAGUCCCCAAAAUCCGGUGCCCAGACAACCCUCUACUGUGCCCUCGAGCCUGAAUUGGAAGGAGUUUCUGGGCAGUAUUUCAGCGACUGUGCCCCAAAGGAAGUCGCUGAGGCGGCGAAGAAUGACAAUGUAGCCAAGUGGCUGUGGUCAGUGAGUGAAAAAUGGACAGGAUUGGAUCAUAAACCGCCCAAUCGUAUUUCUUUUGCAGUACAGCUUCUAUAUUGAUUUUGAGACGCUGGAUAUCAAGGUGAUCAAUGAGAAGGGGGAAGAUGUCUUCGAGAAGGGUUUCAAGGAGAUGGGACUAGAAGAUUCUGUUCAGGGAAUUCAAGAAAAUCCUCGAGAAAAUCCAGAGAAAGUCGUUGGGUGAUUUUUCAAAAAGCGCGCCAAUAAAGUAAAAAUUUUA